CAAGAGCGUGGCUGCAGUGAACUAGAAGCGGUAUGAUGAUAAACAAGACUCAAUCAGGAGAACCGACUACUUCUGGACCGAAGGAUGAGCCGCUUUCUGAACGUGUUGAGGAGCUGGCUUCUGAUGGUGUCUGUGAUCGCGGUGGGGAACACCGUCCAGAGCUUCAGAGAUCACAGCUUUCUGUCCGAGAAACUCUACACGGGCUCUCCUGAUUAUGUAAACGGUCUUCAGGCGAGGACUUUCGGCAUCUGGACGCUCCUGUCCUCCAUCAUCCGCUGUGCCUGUGCCAUAGACAUUCAGAACAGAACGCUUUAUCACAUCACCCUGUGGACGUUUGUUCUGGCUCUCGGUCACUUCCUCUCUGAAGCGUUCAUCUACAGAACCGCUCCUCUGACCAUUGGAGUGAUGGCUCCUCUGAUUGUAGCAGGUUUCUCCAUCGUGGGCAUGCUGAUUGGUUUCCAGUGUAUCGUUGAGCCUCAGGAAGCAUCAGGAGCCCGACAGAAGAAGAGAAAUUAAACUUAACAUCACUCUCUGAGGGAGGCACGGUGGCCUCACAGCUAGGUCGCUGACUGGGUCAGUUGGUGUUUCUGUGUGGAGUUUGCAUGUUCUCCCAGUGUUGGUGUGGGUUUCCUCAGGGUGCUCCGGUUUCCUCCACAAGUCCAAACACAUGUGCUAUAGUGGAAUUGAUUAACUAAAUUGGCCGUAGUGUAUGAGUGUGAAUGAGUGUGUAUGGGUGUUUCCCAUGAAUGAAUCACUUUCUACUCCUGAAGUCACCAAACAUCAUAUUUACAGCGCUGAACGUGGGUUAAUAUGAGCUUUGAGUUAUUCUCAUCAUUACUUUAGCAGAGCAGCGAUGGAAAACAACAGCUAUGAGUUUAUACAGUGGUAUGAAUGCAGACUUGCGUUCUCCAUCGCAGCUCUGGAAAUGUAGUGUAGCUGUAUUUAUACUUGUUUACAAAAUGAAUGUCAAGCAGAAGCCAUUAAAUGAGAACAUCAGUCGUACAUUAGCGUUUAUUACUGGCGGUCAUUUCACUGUUGAACACAAGAGAAGAUAUUUAGACGAAUGCUGGAGACCUGUAACUAUUGACUAACCGUUGUUUAAUGGAUUACACAUACAGUACGUGACACUUUGAUUAAUGUUCAAUAAUAUCAUGCACGAAACACACACCCACAGAUUGUAUUGUGUCCUUUUACUGAACUAGUAUUAGAUAUCAUUGUUUAUUGUUCAAUGUGAGAGUUAAAUUACUCCAACAAUUUCUAGAUCAUCUACAACAAUCCAUUUUGCUGAGAUAAUGAGAACUUUAAAUAUGUUUAAGUAGGAACAUUUAAAAAACUAAACAUUGAGAAAUAUUUAAUGAUGGGUAACACUUUAGCUUCAGGACCAACUCUUACUAUUAACUACCGGCUUUAUGACCUGCCUAUAAUUAAGAUAUUGUCUGUUUAUUACUAUUAAUAAAGUAUAAUCUUAUUCAACACCCCUAAUCCUAUCCAGUAUCUAAACCCAACUACAUCCUUAAAGGGAUAGUUCAUCUAAAAAUGACACAUCCUUUGUGUUUCAAGCCUUUAUGUGUUUCUUUCCUCCGCUAAACGCAAAAGAAGAUAUUUUGAAAAAUGUUGAAAACCUGUAACCAUUGACUUCCAUAGGAUUUAUUUUUUCUAUUAUGGAGUCAUCUUUUUCCAAAAUAUCAACAGAAUAAAGAAACUCAUAAAGGUUUAAAACCACUUGAGGGUAAGUAAAUGUAGACGUUUGGGUGAUCGAUCCCUUUAAUAGCUGUUAACUAGGAGUGAAGCCGCGGUCACACUGGAAUUGAAGCACUGUGAAAAGGGGCGGGAUUAAACAGGAUGAUUAGACAUUAAAUAAAGUGAGCGGAUUUAUUUAUAUUUUCUCUAUAUUUUACAUUUCUGUCCAGAACUGUCAUGUUGUGACCUUUGAUUGGUCUUACGCGAUCACAUGAUGCAAUUCCGCAGGUCAGAGUUCACCAAGCUUGUCGCACGAGCUUGUGUCUCUGGUCUGUGUAUGAAUGGAAGUCUAUGGGAGUCCAGUGUGACCGCGGCUUAACUAUGACUAGGGGUCAUAAUUAAUUUUUAUUAAUAGAGAGAAUUGAACCUAAAAUUGAAGUGUGACCUAAAUUAAAACCUAAUUAAACAGCAGAUAUCUUAGAGCAAAUGUUCUCUGAGUGUUCCUAGAAGAACUUUGGUUGUGUUGUUUGCUAGUUGAACUCAGAAAACAGCAGAGCUAAAAAUCUGCACUGUACUCCCUUCCAGAGUUGCUGAAUUAGCUUGUUUUUAAAUAGCUCUUGCUAUUAUGAGCCAUAAUAAAUGAAUAAAGCUAAAUAAAUGAGUUUUUUUGUGAUGUCUUUGGUAGUAAAUCAUCCAGUUAAGAGGUUUCAGCAGUAUGUCCCGUACAGAUUUAAUAUUUCAUUAAAUACUUUGUCAUUUACACUAAAUUUCAAUAAAUCUGUUGAUUUUGGAUCAGA
Molecule: messenger RNA, 2477 nt
Organism: Danio aesculapii
Lineage: Eukaryota; Metazoa; Chordata; Actinopteri; Cypriniformes; Danionidae
Gene: erg28
Product: ergosterol biosynthesis 28 homolog
Exons: 5
Coding region: 85-516 (143 amino acids)
Cellular component (GO): endoplasmic reticulum; membrane
Molecular function (GO): protein-macromolecule adaptor activity
Source: RefSeq, a predicted model, not a curated record